This is a messenger RNA of Rangifer tarandus platyrhynchus (Svalbard reindeer), 336 nucleotides long. The record is from the annotation of a GenBank genome assembly. NCBI's taxonomy places the organism in Eukaryota, Metazoa, Chordata, Mammalia, Artiodactyla, Cervidae.
AUGGGGCACGGGAGACGGGUGGGGACACGUGGGCGAGCCCUCCCCGUGGGACUCGGCUGCCGGCAGGACCCAGGCAGCGACACAGUGACAGCUUCAUCAUCCUCGGCACCAAGCCGGAGAAUGCCAGGCCACCUGAGCACCGUGUCCCGUUUCCGAGCCCUCGGUACUGCCCCUGACUCCUCCCGCGUCUUCUGGACCUUCACCUGCGUGGCUGGAGGUUUCAGAAAGAGCAGAGGAAACAGGAAUACGGGUUUUCGAAUCACCAUUUCCUUUGUUUUCUGCAGAUAUGAGAAAGUGAUCAUAGCGGAUGCGGGGUUCUUCUCUCCUUCCGUCUAG